Aspergillus clavatus NRRL 1 is the source of this 285-nucleotide messenger RNA. RefSeq lists its product as uncharacterized. The transcript is spliced from 2 exons. The record is from RefSeq and is a predicted model, not a curated record. NCBI's taxonomy places the organism in Eukaryota, Fungi, Ascomycota, Eurotiomycetes, Eurotiales, Aspergillaceae. The coding region runs from base 1 to 285 and encodes 94 amino acids.
AUGGUCCGCAGCAGGCGUCGCCCGCAUCGCCAUCGUCUCGCGGUCUGCCAGUCCGCUGAAACAGGCCGAAGCGCCCCUGAAGCUGCCUAUCCGUCCGUCCGGGUCGUGCUCUUCCAGGCCUCUGUCAUGGACGGUGUCCGGAUGACCGGAAUUCCGCGCGGGCUGGGCCCUGCCAACGGAUUAGUUCUCGGCGCCGCAGUCAUCCAUCGUCGCGAGAAGGCAACGGACAUCACCAAACAGGAGCUCCGAGAUGCGUUCGACACCAAGCCUGUCUAUGGUCCUUAA